Messenger RNA from Cornus florida, 2546 nucleotides. RefSeq names its product protein SIEVE ELEMENT OCCLUSION B-like. The coding region runs from base 41 to 2410 and encodes 789 amino acids. NCBI's taxonomy places the organism in Eukaryota, Viridiplantae, Streptophyta, Magnoliopsida, Cornales, Cornaceae. The record is from RefSeq and is a predicted model, not a curated record. The transcript is spliced from 7 exons. Gene Ontology annotation, biological process: phloem development.
UCAUCAUUCUGCCUCUUGCUACUACUUUUCAUACCCCAACAUGGCCAACAAGUUAACUCCCGCAGGUUCAUACCUUCAACCCCAAACUCCUUCAGGUUCAUACCUCCAACCCAAAACUCCUGAAGGUUCAUACCUCCAACCCCAAACUCCCGCAGGUUCUGCCCUCCAAACCGAAACUCCUGCAGGUUCUGCCCUCCAACCCCAAACUCCUGCAGGUUCAUACCUCCAACCCCAAACUCCUGCAGGCUCAUACCACCAUCGCCACACUCCUGUAGGUUCAUACCUGCAUUCCCAAACUCCUGCAGGUUCUGCCCUCCAACUGAUGAAAUCUCCUGACCGCGGGAGCAUGUUCAUGUCUUCCGAUGACAGCAUCUUGAUGAAGCAAAUUCUGGCAACUCAUACUCCUGAUGGCCUCGAGGUUAAUGUUAAUCCUCUUCUCCGUGUCGUUGAGGACAUUCUCCGCCGUUCCACCCUCAAUGCUGAUGGCCUUUUACUGGAUGGUACCCAAUCGCAAAAGGAAAACAUGGAAGACAAAACCCAUCAAGGCGGUGCCGUUCUCAUGCUUGACUCACUGUUAUAUACAAUUGAACGGAUCUCCUGCGAGAUGGAAAGCAAGUGUUUGAGUGGAGGGGAAGGACACGCAACAACACUCCCUCUGUUUAAUGCGCUAUCAAACUUUUCAUGGGAGGCUAAGCUGGUGCUAACCUUAGCAGCUUUUGCUUUAAAAUAUGGAGAAUUCUGGCUCCUUUGCCAGAUUUACUCAUCAAACCAACUUGCAAAAUCAAUGGCAAUCCUUAGGCAAUUACCUGUCAUCAUGGAGCACUCGGGCUCAUUGAAAUCACGGUUUGAUGCAAUUAACAAUCUCAUCAGGGCCAUUUUGGAUCUGACAAGGUGUAUCGUGGAGUUGAAGGAGCUACCAUCAAACUAUAUCACACAGGAUGUACCGGCAUUGUCCACUGCCACAGCCACUAUCCCAAGUGCUGUCUAUUGGUCCAUCAGAGGUGUCGUUGCUUGCGCAGCUCAGAUUAUCAAUCUCGGUGCCGUUGGCUACGAAUUACAAGAGUCCUGGGAAAUAUCUACCUUGGUGUACAAGAUCAACAACAUACUUGAGCAUCUUAAGAAGCAACUGGCUAAUUGCUACAAACACAUAGAGGAUAAGAGGGACGUUGAAGCUUAUGACACACUGCAGCAUAUAUUUGAAAUGAUACACAUUGACAACAUGAAAGUUCUCAAAUCCCUAAUUUACGCCAAGGAUGAUCAGCCACCACUCCUUGACGGUGCUUCAAAGAGAAGGGUGAACCUUGAAGUUCUGAGGAGGAAGAAUGUCUUAUUGCUGAUAUCAGGCCUAGACAUCUCCCAGGAUGAGCUUUCGGUUCUUGAGCAGAUUAAUAAUGACUCGAGGAUUCACGCAUACGAGGUGUUGUGGAUUCCAAUUGUGGAACAUUGGGCCCAGUGGACUGACCGCAUGCAGAAGCAGUUUGAGAGCCUGCAGGCCACAAUGCCAUGGUUCUCGGUUAACCACCCUUCAUUGAUCGAGAAGCCGGUCAUCAGGUUCAUCAAAGAGAAAUGGCACUUCAGGAACAAGCCUAUCCUUGUGGUGCUUGACCCACAAGGAAAAGUGUUGAGCCCUAAUGCAAUCCACAUGAUGUUGAUAUGGGGAAGUGGUGCCUUCCCUUUCACUAGCUUGAGAGAGGAAGCUCUUUGGAAUGAAGAGAUUUGGAGGCUUGAAUUGCUGGUCAAUGGCAUUGAUCAAACAAUUCUGAAUUGGAUAAGAGACGGCAAAUACAUAUUCUUGUAUGGAGGAGAUGACAUUGAGUGGAUUCGAAAAUUUACAACCUCAGCACGCUCUGUUGCAUUGGCAUCUCGCAUCCCAUUAGAGAUGGUGUAUGUGGGAAAGAGCACCAAAAGGGAGCAAGCCCGGCGUGUCAUCUCGUCCAUCAUGACGGAGAAACUCAGCUACUGCUGGCAAGAUAUGGCCAUGAUAUGGUUUUUCUGGACCCGUCUAGAAAGCAUGUUGUUCUCCAAGAUUCAACUAGGCAGAGGCGAUGACAAUGACCCCAUGAUGCUGGCGGUCAAGAAAAUCCUCAGCUAUGACAAGAGUGGUGGAUGGGCCGUGCUGAGCAACGGAAGUUCCGUGGUGAUCAAUGGACACAGCAGCACUGUGUUGCCUGCAUUGAACGAGUACGAUCUGUGGAAAGAAAAUAUACCUGUCAAAGGCUUCGACCCAUCAAUUAAAGAUUACCAUGACAAGCUUCAUGGCACAGCUCUGCCGUGCUGUCGUUUUGAGUUUCCGAGCACUGUCGGGAGGAUUCCGGAGAAUAUGAAAUGCCCAGAGUGCCGUCGUAAUAUGGGGAAAAACUUUGCUUACGUCUGCUGCCACGACGAAAGUGAUGUCAGCGCACUAUAUUGAGUCACUACUGUGUGGUUCCAUUAAGCCCGUAUGCUGCUAUAGUGAUUGAACUACAAUAAUCAUACAUAUAUGUGAAAUAUGUUUGUGGUGUACGUGUGAACUUAAUUUUAUCUAUUUAGUAAGAUUUUGAGAGUGA